ACUCCACCUCAUGGUCCUGAAGGCAUAACAGAAAAAAUAGCUUUGUGAGGUGACACUUGCCAUUUCCUCCGAAACAGCAUCCGGUGAUUAUGUCUUCACAAUCACACUUUUUUACACACCUCAACUAACCCUUUUUUCAUUCAAUUUUGCUAUCAUAGUCGAACACCUAAACUAAAAAUCACUCAAUUUUGUACAUCUUGUUAGCAGUAAAGAAUACUACUCUGAAAAAGGGAUGAUCUUGAAAACUUAUAUUUUCAUCAUUUUCACUACUCUUUUCCUUCACUGGGAAACCUCGGAAACUAAAUCUCAGGGCGAUAUUGGACGAGCCAGCUUGCCACCUAGGGGUUGGAACUCCUAUGACUCAUUUUGUUGGACAAUCACCGAGGAAGAGUUUCUUCAGAAUGCAGAACUCGUAGCACAACGAUUAAAACCUCAUGGUUAUGAGUAUGUUGUGGUGGACUUUCUUUGGUAUAGGAAGAAAACAAUAGGUGCUUAUACUGAUUCUUAUGGUUUCGAUGUCUUUGAUGAGUGGGGAAGGAUGGUUCCUGACCCUGGAAGAUGGCCUUCCUCUCAAGGUGGAAAAGGGUUUUCUGAAGUUGCCGGGAAGGUUCAUAGCAUGGGACUGAAAUUUGGGAUUCAUGUAAUGAGAGGUUUAAGUCUACAAGCAUUCAAUGCUAACACCCUCAUACUGGAUACCACUACGGGCAAAGCUUAUGAGGAGGCAGGUCGACAAUGGCGUGCACAAGAUAUUGGAAUUAAGGAGAGGACUUGUGCAUGGAUGAAAAAUGGUUUCAUGAGUGUGAAUACCAAGUUGGGAGCUGGAAGAGCAUUCCUUAGGUCGCUCUAUCAACAAUAUGCUGACUGGGGUGUUGAUUUUGUGAAACUUGACUGUGUAUUCGGUGAUGACUUGGAUUUAGAUGAGAUAAUCGUUGUUUCAGAGGUAUUGAAUGAGCUUAGCCGACCUAUCAUAUAUUCCUUGUCCCCUGGAACUAAUGCAAAACCAAUCAUAGCGAAGGAAGUUAGUGGGUUGGUCAAUAUGUAUAGAGUAACUGGGGAUGACUGGGAUACUUGGGAAGAUGUCUCUGCUCACUUCAACGUUGCGAGGGACUUCACUGCUGCUAACUUAGUAGGAGUCAAGGGCCUGAAGGGGAAAUCGUGGCCUGACUUGGAUAUGCUACCACUUGGAUGGCUAACAGAAGCAGAAUUAUGUUUUCCUCUUGGGAAAAACAAGGAGGAAAAUCCGGCACGAAAUAUUAUACUCCGUUUUGGUGCAGGUUCAAAUGAUGGUCCACACAGAUAUUGCAGGCUUAAUCUGGAUGAACAACGUACUCAGGUGACUCUAUGGUCCAUGGUCAUCCCUCUCAUCUUUGGUGGAGAUAUGAGAAAGCUUGAUGAUGCUACAUUCAGUCUUCUUACGAAUCCUACUCUGUUAGAGAUUAACUGGUUUAGCUCUAACAACAUGGAGUUUCAUUACGUGACAGGCUCCUUAAGUUCAACUGGAAAACAUAGCUUGAGUAACCAUACUGAGGAUAAAGAAAAAAUAAAUGUGUUGGAGACGAGAGUUUUGGCUUUAAGGAGCUGCAAAGAUGUAAAGGCAAAUGGCUGGUCUACUAAAGUUCUUGACAAUAAUGUAGAGAAAGUGUGCUGGGAAGAGAACUCAAAUAAACGCAAGGCACCGUUUUGUCUAAACAAGAGAGAAGCACUUUCAGCAUCAGAAGGGGAGAUGGUAUAUCAGCACCAAAAUCUCGGGAGACUUCACUUAUUGGUAACAGAGAGAACAGAACUUUGUGUUGGUGCAUCUUCAAAUAGAAAGCUUACAGCUAACGAGAUCAGCAGAGGUUCAUUUUCACGGUGCAGAUCACAUGCCAACCAGAUGUGGGAGAACUACAAUGGAACCCUCAUGAAUAGUUAUUCCGGUCUUUGUGCUAUCAUGGAUUUUGUCAGAGCUUCUUCUGGUGGAAUUAGGUCCUGGCUUGCAACUGGAAGGAGAGGAGAGAUCUAUUUGGCUUUCUUCAAUUUGAACAACCAGGUGACAAAAAUGUCAGCAAAGAUAUCAGACAUAACCAACGCGAUUCAUGCUACAAGUUCAAAGUGCUCAGGCACAGAAGUGUGGAGUGGCACAAAUCUUGGAGCCAUAAAGGAUUCAAUAUCUAUGUCAGUAAACGCUCACGGAUGUGCAUUGUUUGUCUUGAACUGCACAUAAUGUUGAAUCCAACAAAGGAAGUUAUACAUCAGGUCCACACUUUUGUACAACUUCUGUUGAAUCCCUUUACUGAAAUGAAAUACCACUAUCCUUGUGUCUUAUCAUUCUUGUUAA
This is a messenger RNA of Solanum verrucosum, 2317 nucleotides long. RefSeq lists its product as uncharacterized. The record is from RefSeq and is a predicted model, not a curated record. NCBI's taxonomy places the organism in Eukaryota, Viridiplantae, Streptophyta, Magnoliopsida, Solanales, Solanaceae. Gene Ontology annotation, biological process: carbohydrate metabolic process. Gene Ontology annotation, molecular function: hydrolase activity, hydrolyzing O-glycosyl compounds.